GGGAAACGGGGAAGGCAAGGAUAGGUUUGUGAGUGAGGAAGGGGUGCUGCCCUCUCAUCCGUGCUGCCUUUGCACUCCUUGUGUCCUGGGGUCAGCAUUGCCUUUGGCAGAGCCUGGGCAGUUCUUGUUGGCAGACUCCUGAUGCUGAACUUGCUGGAAACAGGAACUGCUUGUAACGAUCUGUCUUUUCUUGCAAAGCUUGGUUUUUAAGCCCUUUAAACUGACAUGUAAGUUACACAGACCAACAUCCCACACUGCUCGGAAACCCUUCACAAUUAACCCACUCCAACCUGUGUUCUGCUCAGCCCUGGGGUACACAGGUUUGUGUAUGGGUUCUCUCUGUCACUGAAGGCUUCCCAUAUUCCACAGCCUGAUUUGCUCCUCUCUUGCAGCAUGAACUUAUUUUAAUUCAGGCUGACUGAUCAAUUUGCAGUUCAGUAGGAAGACCUCUUGUGUUUUAGCCUGUGUCAACAGUGCUGGGGAUUUUCUUUUCCCAGCCUUUAAGAUCUACAAAGAUGGCAGAAAGAAAUUGAGUCGUGGGGCACGUACUGAUGAUUACCUGUGCUGGUUGUUGCUUCAGCUGAGAGGAGAUAUGUGGGCAGGGGAGAAUGGGAACAGCUGCCACUCUGCACUCUCUUGACUUGUUUUCUUGUGAGAAGAUGUGAUAAAUUAGCAGAAACACCUCUCAGAAAAUACUUCUUUGUGGAAGUGACCGUCUCAGUCUGUUGGCAUUCUUAGAGAUGAGAAUGGUUUGACUCCAGCAAUUAUACAGACCGAUGCUUUUGUGUCAGAUCACACUGUGCUGUGGUGUAACUGCCGGGUGAAGUACAGCCGAACUGUGUAAAAGAAUUACUGGAUUUUUUUUUUCCUCUUUGCCUUUUCUUAAUGCCCCCUUAUGCAGUCCUUUGUAACUGGCUGUGAGGUGCAGUGCAGGUCGCAAGCUGCAUGCAGUGCUAUCGGUGCACACUAGAGGGUAGUGCACCACUGACUGCCCUGCUCCGAGCACACUGCUGCCUGAACUCGCUCCCAGCUGGCACGGAGCAUGGAGCUGGAGCUGCCUGCCCUCUGUUUACACUCAUGUUGCAGUUUGUCUUUACAGCGGGGAUGCGAUACCUGUGGUAUGGGAAAAUGGUGUAUUCUUUCCAAACCUGCUGCGUCUGACUCAGGGAUGAGUUUUUACAAUGAAUUCUAAUUAGCUUGAGCAAUCUGGUCCUCUCUGUGUGUUUUUCCAGAGAGAUCACAGUAACUAAGAGCCCUGAGAGGUUCUCCAGGCUUUUUGGAUGGUUAACAUUUGACUGAAAUGUUAUGCUGAACUUUGAAGCAGCUCAUUUGAAUUGAGGUACAUCAGCAGAUUGACAGAGCACUGUAACUGCAGCAUUGUAGUUGACAGCAGUAGCUCCCAAAUUCAGUUACUGAGGCCAAUGCUAGCAGGAGAAUCAGGUCUGGGUUACACAGAAUUGCUGGAAAAAACAUUUACUAUGGAUUUACUAUGGUGAAGUACAAUUUACUGCUGAAGGACCUGACCCCAAAAGCAUGGCAUGGCAUCAGUUCACAUCAUCCAGAUUCUGCCUCACACGAUGAUUUGGUGAAGGAAAUCUCUUUGUGGACUGAGGUAAAAAGAGGCUGAACAAAUCUGCUUGGACAGAAAGAACGUGAAGACCUCCUGGAUAUGCAGUGGUUGUUGUGAGUCGUGCUGUUUUGUCGGAAUGUUUUUAGGUGAUUCCUGGUCACCUCUCUAUACAGCGGCCUAAAGGAAAGCUGCCACUGGUUUCACUUGGAAGAUGCUUGAGUUAGAAGAGGUUGGUCUGCUUGCACAUUGCAUAUCUGGCCUGGUCUUGCAGAAAUGAAGGGGGGACUCACACCGUGCUGAACCUCACCCUUGAAGUCCUGUAUGUCUGAUCUGGGGCCAAAGUAAGGAGCCCAGCAUUGGGCUUAGAAGGAAAUGUUCCUCUGCCCCAUCCCAGCAGUUCCUGCAGGAAGGCUCUGUGUCUCGCUGUCCCAGGCACAUUCCUGACCAGCACCAGGUAUGAAAAUACACUGAAAUGAGACUGGUAAGAAAAGCUAAUGAUAAAUACAAAUCACAGAAUCCCCUCUUGCAAGCAUUUAAAACUUCAAAUAAUUGUAUUUUCUGAUCUUAAUGAUUUCGGUACCACCGGGAAGCACCUGUUGGAUUUAUGUGCUGUGUUCUUCACUACCCCCUCUGCUGUAGCAGUACCUGCAGCACCUGGGCAUGCUGGUGUUGGGCUGGGUCUGUGCUGCUGCUUCUGCACAUGCCCUUCCUUGCCUUCCUCCCCCCUUGGUGUCCUGCUUCUCUGGAUCUCCCUGUGGCUGGGGUAAUACCUCUGCCUGAUUACUGCUCUUUUGGGGGACGGACAUGCCCUUCCCUGACCAGCACUGACUUGAAGACCUGGCAGUCAGGAAGAAAAUGUGGUUCUUGCUGAUGCCGUUUCAGUGCCUGGGCAACAUCUACCAAAAGUCCCUCUGGGCUGGAACGUGAUCUGAAAGAACCGGAGCGUUUUGCCAGGUGCUGUAGUAGAUGUUCCACUAUGGUCCUUAGUAGGAAAGCUCCCGAUUUCCAUGGAGAUCCUUCCAAUUCAGGCAUUGAAACCCUGGCGCUUUGGUGAGGGACAGAGAAUGUUCACCAGUGCCUUCAACAGAACUCUAAAAGAAAAUUCAGAUGGGAGCAACUCCAUUGCAUCAUUUACCUCCCAUGAAAGGAAGCUUAUUGUUCAAAAAGAGGGCUGUAUUCUGACAGCUGUCAGUGCUGGAGUUACGUCCUGCAUUUCUGGAUUAAACCUCAGCUGGUGGUAAAGAACAGUUGUGAAACCAACCUCCUGGAGAGCACUGCCUGCCAACUUUGGCUUUCCAAUCCCAUUUCCCACAUAGUCCCACAGAACACACAGCUGGGACCAUUGUAAGGGUGGGCUCUGUCAGGCUGCGGCUCCAAGGAUAAGAAGAGGUGGGGACCCAGCAAUUCGAGCUGUGCAUCUUUGUGUGUCUGAAUGCUGACAGCCUCUGCUUGCUGGCAGAACACUCCGUUCUGCCUCACUGCCGCGGGCACUUCGAAGGGUGGUCGGGAGUGGUGGGUUGUGGUGCAGAAGGCUGGGAGGGAGCUGGGCGUUUGGCUGAGUGACACAGCCUGGAGCAGAUGCCAUGCAGCAGAAACUGCAGUUAUCCCUCUCCAAGAUGCUGCUGCUGGAGCUGCUAGAUGGUUUGGGCUUCACAGUCUCCUACGGGUUAGUUCUGGUGGGGGGAAGACUGCUGGGUAUACAAAGAGGUACCUGAGUGCUCUAAAUGUGACUUACCCCCUUACCCUGCGUUGUGCCUUGGCCAAAGGGCAGCACCAGGGCUGUGUGGGGCAGAGCUGUGCCUAUAGCUGUGCUGGAGCCCUCCCAGAGGUGGGGAGAGCUCUGUGUGACGUGGGGUGAUAGGGAUGGCUUCUUGCAAUAUCGAUAGCUCCAGGUGGGUGUAAGGCAGGAAUGGAGGGCAGCUCCACGCAGUGCAGGUCGCUGUGCAGAGCACUCCUCAGGCAGGGUUUCAGCUCCGUGUUUGCUGCUAUCUGAGCCCUUCCUGGACAGCCUCUGCAGUCUGCAUUAAGCAGCACCCCACAAGUGAGCAUCGGUGUCUUCCCCUUGUUCUCCAGGUCCCGUGGGUGUCAGUUCUGUGGCAAGGGAACAAGAAAGAUGAUUCCUGUGUCUGUCCUCGAGUCCAACAGAGCUGCUUCGGGUUCCCCUGUUGUCAUAGAAAAGAAGUCCAGAGCUCAAGAGAGGGUUAUUUUGGAGUUCUGUGUUUUGUUUCUCUUUCCUUUAGCAUCCACGUGCUGUACCGAAGCUGUGUUGGCUGAUCAGGUUGACAGAACGUGUAAGUGGUGGAAUGUUAAUAAAUCCUGCUGAUGAGUCAUUAGCAUACAAAGCAAUCUGGUGACUCAGAACACAAGGUUUUUAUCAGCGUUUGUUCGAGCACUUGUAUAGGUAGGAGCAAUGAAAAAUCUUGGGAAGAAAUCUGUCUCAGAGCAUCUGUUUGUCUUCUGUUAAGGCUGUGGAAGAUGCUGACAAAUGGGGUGGUGCUCUUUUUAACUCUGAAAACCCUUUUGGCUGAGUUGUGUUGCCCUGGCCCUGGUUCUAGUCGUGUUUGCCCCCCUCCCCUCUGUUCCAGCUCUGUUGGAUGUCCUCUGAGCUCAGAAGGAAGCACUGCAUGUGUAUGAGAGGAAGGAGAUGGUGAAGUUUAUUCCCCAAAAUGCACUUGAAGCCUCAGUCGGGGUGUCGGGGUCACUGGGCCAAAGCCAUUAGGGACUGGUGAAAUGAUGUCAUUGGAGCAACAACAAAACAUCCCAUCCAGUAGGUCACGGCCUGAUUUGUUACCUGCGCUGUGUUCUCUGCUUAAUCUCUAGUGAGCAAUCGGGUAAUUAGCGAGGACUUCUUACAGGCAGCUUCCUUGAGGAGAGGCCAAGGGGCAGAGGAGGGAUCCGUGUUCCUUCCUCACCCGUCCUGGCAGCGCUGUGCUCGUGGGCUUUGGCUGCGGUGUGUGUGGAGGUGCAGGAAGCUCUUUGUCUCUUCCCAGGGAGGCUCAAAAGAUCCUUCCAAAAAGCCAAUCGCUGUGAUCAGUCAGAUGUGCGGAUUAACCCCGAUUUAUGGUCCCAAAGCAAUUAUUGCUGCCUUUCUCUGCUGCCCUUUUGAGGUUCUGUGAGCUCAACUUGAGGAAGGGUGGGUUUGCCAGGUUGUUAUUCAGCUAUGCCAGCUUCCAAGUGGAAGAAUGGGGUGAUGGUGCUUCCAAGAAGCUUGAACGAGGGCAAUCCUUGGUGUUGCAACAUGCCCUUGGGGCUGUGAUGAAUAUGAAAGGUAACUGAUACCUACCAGCUUUCUUAAAAACACCUCUUUAGAGCCAUAGAAUCACUGAGGUUGGAAAAGACCUCUAAAGAUCGAAUAAUCAACCUGUCUACCUACCACCAGUGCUGCCCACAUCUGCACAGUUCCUGAGCACUUCAGGGACAGUGACUCCACCUGCACUGUAGAGACCUGAACUGUCAUUGACCACAACUCUCCCAGUGCAACUGUCCAUCCAAAUCCUCGCCCACCAAGCAGUCCAUCACAUCCAUAUCUCUCCAGUUUGGAGCUGUGGACGUACUGUGGGACAGUGCCGAAUGCUCUGCCCUAAUCCAGGUUGAGACAUGCAGGUGGCUCAGCUAUUCAGGAUUUUCUUCCAGCACAACCGGCUGGAUUGAGUGUGUUGGAUGGAGGAGACCGGCCUCAUUUCCAUCCUGCUUUUGCAAAAGAAUAGCAGACCUCAGCUCAGCCUUGGGGAACGGCUUCUACCGUGACAGUUCUUUCAUGCAGCCUUUAUCCAGAUUUGACCUACUUGUCAUUUUUGUACAAACAGCUGUCAGAAAGCAGCGGGGAUGGAGAGAAGAUGCAUCCGAGGAGUGCUGGCUCUUCAUCAGAACACUUGCAGAGCAGUGGGCAACUCGAGCAAAUGGCAGUCUGCAGGCUUUGGCUCUCAGCACGGCAUCCGGCGCCCACCGCCAACCACCGGGAGCUGCCGCUGCGCCGCUCCCAGAUAGAAGCGGAGGGAGCCGCGGGCUGCGGGGGGAUGCAGCCGAAGCGCGGGGGAGACAAAAGGGACGGGGAUGUGAGCCGCUCCGCCGGCGGAGCCCUCCGGAGCCUCCGCGGCCGCGUCGAUGCUGCUUGGCGCAGGGCACCCGCCGCUCGUCCCCAAGGGAGGCUCUUACGGCAUUGAUUGGCUCCGCACAAAGCCGGGCUGCGGGCUGCGAGCUGCUCCCCAGCAGCCACCCUUCCCCUCGUCCUCCUCCUCCUCCUCCUCCUGGCCCUCAGAGCCCCCCGGCCGAGCCGCCCUCGGAGCAAAUGCCACCCGUACCCAAUGAGGCGGAUCCCGAAGUGCCGCGAAUGGAUCCCAGGAUUCUCAUUUUCCUUCUCUACGUGAUGAUCCUCCACGAGCUGGUGAGCGGCUGGAUGGAGUACCAGAAGCAGAUCGCCAAGCCCAAGAAGCAGGCGGGGCCGGUCUGGUCCUCCAGCAGCACCACCAGGCCGAGCCACUCCAGCUUCGCCAGGCCGCUGGUCCACUCUGUGCGCAGGGAGCGGCACCGGGACUGGAGGAAGCCGGGACGGAUCAUCCGGAAGGCGUGAGGGCGGCCCCAGGGAGCCCACGGCCCACAUGGGGCAGGGACGGCCCCACCAGACGAGGCUUUGGCCACCCGACACGGCAAGAUGACUCUUCUGUCUUCCCCUUUGAGUAGACGGAGACCGGAUUUCUUUGGGGAAGGACGGAAUUUGCUCCUUGGUCAACCCUGGGAAGCCUUCAAAUGAGCCUCUGUUGCCCAAUGGGAGGGAAGGCGUUGGGGUCUGGUCCUCUGCAGGGCACGCAGCACUGAGAGCCCUCGUGGCUCUGCUGGUCCCCCCCCAGCCUCACUGUGCAGUGUUUCUGCUUUUUGUCACCGUUGCUCUGUGGUGGAAGAGGGGAAGCGCUGGAAACUGGUGCCAUUCGUGCAAUGGCCCUGCAGUUGGAUUUCCUUGCAGCCUUCCCAGCAGAUGAGCCAAAUGUAAGAGCGGCUUUCUAAUGAGCAGAUAGGAGGGAAAGGAACACACGUUGCUCUUACCAGGGUCUGUGAUUUAGACGUAGAAUGAGACCGUAGAGGCAGGAGUCAGCUCUCGUGCCCUGCACGGCAGCUGGGUGCAGAAUGGGCCAUCUCUGAGCGCUGCAGGAUUCCAACACGGCGCUCCUGCAGCUCGUGCUCAGGGCUGCCUUGUUUGCUGAACUGCCUCCAGCACAGCCUGUUUGCCUUCUGCCAACCAUUUACAAGCCUGACUCAGGCUGGGCGAUGCGUAAUGCAGGAGCAGAUAGGGAAGGGCCAUGGGGUGGGUCGGGCAUUCCUCAGCACGAACGGCCGCUGGUGCUGCCCCAGGGCAGAGAGCUCAGAGACAGAACCUCAGCUCUUAGGGCAGACAGAGCGUUGUCCGGGUGAGGUGCGGUGAGCGCUGUGUGUCCUGAGGCAGCAGCAGUCAGGGAUUCGCUUUCUGCUCCUCUCAGAGAACAAACAUGCAAAGAGAUGCCUCAGCUCUGCGAUGCUGUGGCUGUUCCCCGAGGCGUCCACUGCCCCCCCCAAUAAUGCAGGCACAUCCACGGCAAACAGAGCAACGAGGAGGAAGAAGAUGUUGGGGGCAAACUGCUGGGAGGCGUUUCUGGGUGGUGGCCGCUUUGCUUUCCCAGCCUUCAGCUCCCCCAGGGCUAUGGGGACGUGGCUGUGUGCCCCACUGCCCUCCCGCUGGGAGCAGUCAGCCUGCAGAGCUGUCUGCAUUCACUCCCAGGGCGUUGCAGGACGCGGCUCCCAGCACCAGCAGGACGGACAGACCUGAAUGGGACAGAUGGAUGUCUGAACUGCUGCACCCCGGGAGCGGACGGCCUUGCUCUGCUGAUCACAUGCUGGAUUUAUCCCUGUACGUUUCCUCCUGUUUCCUCCCAAUAAACUCCUUUCCAGUCA
Messenger RNA from Gallus gallus (chicken), 7492 nucleotides. RefSeq names its product myosin-5-like. Bases 5328 to 6140 code for a protein of 270 amino acids. Lineage: Eukaryota; Metazoa; Chordata; Aves; Galliformes; Phasianidae. The record is from RefSeq and is a predicted model, not a curated record. The transcript has 3 exons.